Messenger RNA from Alexandromys fortis (reed vole), 3147 nucleotides. It is a transcript of the gene Oprd1, whose product is annotated as opioid receptor delta 1. The coding region runs from base 118 to 1236 and encodes 372 amino acids. Gene Ontology annotation, biological process: neuropeptide signaling pathway; G protein-coupled opioid receptor signaling pathway. NCBI's taxonomy places the organism in Eukaryota, Metazoa, Chordata, Mammalia, Rodentia, Cricetidae. Gene Ontology annotation, cellular component: plasma membrane; neuron projection. Gene Ontology annotation, molecular function: G protein-coupled enkephalin receptor activity; neuropeptide binding. The transcript has 3 exons. The record is from RefSeq and is a predicted model, not a curated record.
GGGGGCGGGAGCGAGCGCUGCAGCCUGCGGCGUCGGGGCCGUGGCCUCCGCUGUCCGCUCGCCACUCGCUGGGUCCCUGCGCCCAGGGCGCACGGUGGAGACGAACGCGGCGGCGCCAUGGAGCCGGUGCCCUCUGCCCGUGCGGAGCUGCAGUCCCCGCUCCUCGCCAACACCUCGGACGCCUACCCCAGCGCCUUCCCCAGCGCGAGCGCCAACGCGUCGGGGCCGCCGGGCGCUCGGAGCGCCUCAUCCCUCGCCCUAGCCAUCGCCAUCACCGAGCUCUACUCUGCUGUGUGCGCGGUGGGGCUGCUGGGCAACGUGCUUGUCAUGUUUGGCAUCGUCCGGUACACUAAGUUGAAGACCGCCACCAACAUCUACAUCUUCAACCUGGCCUUGGCUGAUGCGCUGGCCACCAGCACGCUGCCCUUCCAGAGCGCCAAGUACCUGAUGGAAACGUGGCCGUUCGGGGAGCUGCUGUGCAAGGCGGUGCUGUCCAUUGACUACUACAACAUGUUCACCAGCAUCUUCACCCUCACCAUGAUGAGCGUGGACCGCUACAUCGCCGUCUGCCACCCGGUCAAGGCCUUGGACUUCCGAACGCCUGCCAAGGCCAAGCUGAUCAACAUCUGCAUCUGGGUCCUGGCUUCCGGUGUUGGGGUCCCCAUCAUGGUCAUGGCAGUGACCCGACCGCGGGACGGAGCAGUGGUAUGCAUGCUCCAGUUCCCCAGCCCCAGCUGGUACUGGGACACGGUGACCAAGAUCUGCGUGUUCCUCUUCGCCUUCGUGGUGCCGAUCCUCAUCAUCACCGUGUGCUAUGGCCUCAUGCUGCUGCGCCUGCGCAGUGUGCGCCUGCUGUCGGGCUCCAAGGAGAAGGACCGCAGCCUGCGGCGCAUCACACGCAUGGUGCUGGUGGUGGUGGGCGCCUUCGUAGUGUGCUGGGCGCCCAUCCACAUCUUCGUCAUCGUCUGGACGCUGGUGGACAUCAAUCGGCGCGACCCACUCGUGGUGGCCGCGCUGCACCUGUGCAUUGCGCUGGGCUACGCCAACAGCAGCCUCAACCCUGUGCUCUAUGCCUUCCUGGACGAGAACUUCAAGCGCUGCUUCCGCCAGCUUUGUCGCGGGCCCUGCGGCCGCCAGGAACCCGGCAGCCUCCGCCGUGGCCGCCAGACCACCGCGCGUGAGCGCGUCACCGCCUGUACCCCCUCCGAUGGCCCUGGCGGUGGUGCUGCCGCCUGACCUCCCGCUAAGCACCCCACCCAAGUGAAGUGACCUGGCGGCCACACCGAGCCCCCUGGGAGGCCCGGGCCACCAUCUGGGCAGCUGGAAUGAGGCCUGCGCAGAGGGGUGGCCUCUGGCAGGGACGGGACCUGAGGGAUCCGAGGCUAUGGAUUGGAGGGGUGGGGGCAGAGCUGGCAACUCCAGAGAGAGAGAGUGACACCCGAGGCUCUAAACUGGAUCCUUUAGUCAGGCCUUUCCAAUGGGGCAGAGCUUCAAGACUUGGGACAGCCACAGGCUCUGGCCUUUUGAACACCCAGUUUCUGUCCAAGACCUGAGGAUUUCAGCUCUAGAAACCAGGAGGGGCAGGAAGGAUGGUGGCAGCGAGACUCUGGGCUUUUGUAUUAUGGGGAGCAGCCUCUUCUUAGAGAAGGUGAAGGGACCCAACAGGCAGUCAGGAAGGGCACUUUAGGGUCAGGAGAUAAAUGCACCCCCCGGGGCGGGGCGGAGGUGGGGGGCUCAGUUUGGAGAAGAGAACAGACUCUCACCGCGUUCUAACUAACCGACCGACUAAACUCGCUGAGGCUAGGUCCUAUUUAAUUCUUUAUAUAAAGAAUACAAGCUGGCCUGAUGGGGCAGGUUUGUGUAAUCCCAGUCAUGCUGGAGGUUCAGGCUGGAGAGUUAAAGGCCAGCCUGGGCACCUGAGUGUUUAAAAAUUAAAAGUAAAGAGAGUUGGGGGUGUAGCUCAGUGGCAGGGUGUUUAUGUGAGGUUCUGGGAUCAAUGAGACAAAACAAACAAAAAAACUUCCAAACAACAGCAAAACAAACAAAAAACAAACCGUAUGGGUAACUCUGAAUUGAAUAGCAUCCACGGCCUGGCGACCCCGUGGGGCUGGGGACAGGUCGUGGGGGCAGAAGCAGUGGCUCCGUGGACAAUGGAGCAAGGCCCCCAGAAUCAAGUUCUAACGGGAUCUUUGAGGCUCAGGAAGGAGCGAGAAGGUUCCGGGACUCCAAACCCAGCAAGCUUUAGUGUGGAGAAACGGAAGUAGAGCUAGAACCGCGGCUCAGGGCUUUGGUGCACUUGUUAUUCUCACAGAGGGCACAGAUUCAGUUCCCAGCCCCCGCCUGGUGGCUCACAACCAUCUCCAGUCCCAGUAAAUCUGAUGCUCUCUUCUGACCUCUGUGGGCACCAGGCACGAACAUGGUGCACAUACAUACAUGCAGGAAAUACACUCAUAGACAUAAAAUAAGUCUUUAAAAAACAUGUGGCCAGGCAGUGGUGAUGCAUGCCUUUAAUAUCGGGAGGAUGGGGCAGGCCAGCCCGGUCUACAGAGCUAAUUCCAGGACAGCUAGGAUGAAACACUGUCUCAAAAUAUCAAAACAAACAAAACAAAAACAAAAUGGAGCUGGGCAUGGUGGCGCAGGCCUUUAAUCCCAGAACCUUGGAGAUAGAGGCAGGAGAAUCUCUGUAAGUUCGAGUCCAGCUUGAUCUGCAGAGUGAGUUCCUGUCUCAAAAAACAAAUGAAAACAAAAGUGUGUGUUGGGGGAGACUAGACAGAGAGGCAGGCUUCUGCUUCCAGGUUAGUCGUGGAGCCUGAGGGUGGAUACUUUUGGAGUUCCCAGGGCCCUAGUGUCUGGAUCAAUGCUGGAGCCCAGAGACCUCCCUUGUUUGAGCUCACGACGUGUGGUACCUUAGCGUGAGUGGGGGUUAUCAGAACUACCAAAUACUUGGACCCUUGAUAAGAACCUGGAAGAAUUCCCUCCCUUUCCUCCUGCCCAUCAGAUGUCUGGUGUUAGUGGCUCUCAGGGACUGGAGCUGCCCAGGUAGGAGCCAAGUUUGAAAGCACUGAGGUAAGAAGGUUUUUUGUUUUUUAUAGCAAUGACGUCGGCAAGGCCCUUUGCUGCCUCUUUGUUUGCCCCCUGGGUUUCUGC